CUGCCGGCGGCCAUUUUGUUUUCCGCCGCCGGUCAAGGGUACCCGGGAGAGUGGUGGAACGUGUGGACGAUGUUCCCCUUAGCGAGGCGGGCUCUGGGCCUCGCGGCCCGUAGCAUUCAACAUACCGUGAAGAGACAAGCUGGCCAUAAACAUGAACCUGAUUUUCAUGACAAGUAUGGCAAUAUGAUUCUACUUAGUGGAGCUACAUUUUGUGUUGCCGUCUGGACCUAUGUUGCAACACAAAUCGGGAUUGACUGGAAUUUGUCUCCUGUUGGUCGAAUCACUCCAAAAGAAUGGAGGCAAGACUAGAGAGUCUUGUAAACCCUCCUCUGAAAAGUUGGGAGUAACUCUUACUGAUUUGAGCUUUUGCUGGAUUGUAUUUGUGCUGGCCGAAUAAUGGCACUGUGCUCUGUCUUAUCUGUGAUGCAAUAAAUAUAUUUAAAAUCAA
Messenger RNA from Varanus komodoensis (Komodo dragon), 448 nucleotides. Its product is annotated as cytochrome c oxidase subunit 7B, mitochondrial. Bases 70 to 309 code for a protein of 79 amino acids. Gene Ontology annotation, biological process: mitochondrial electron transport, cytochrome c to oxygen. NCBI's taxonomy places the organism in Eukaryota, Metazoa, Chordata, Lepidosauria, Squamata, Varanidae. The record is from RefSeq and is a predicted model, not a curated record. The transcript has 3 exons.